Messenger RNA from Megalobrama amblycephala (Wuchang bream), 1932 nucleotides. Its product is annotated as GTPase IMAP family member 8-like. The coding region runs from base 84 to 1877 and encodes 597 amino acids. The transcript has 3 exons. Gene Ontology annotation, molecular function: GTP binding. NCBI's taxonomy places the organism in Eukaryota, Metazoa, Chordata, Actinopteri, Cypriniformes, Xenocyprididae. The record is from RefSeq and is a predicted model, not a curated record.
UGUGUCUGUAGACAGCAAAACAAGUUUCUGGCAUCAAAACCUGUAUCUUGAAGUACAUUUUUGACAGGCUAUACAGAAUAAAAAUGGACACAGAGCUAAUGCAAAAUCUGUGUUUAAAUCUGGUCUUGCUGGGAAGAACGGGAGUUGGGAAAAGUUCAUCAGGAAACACAAUAUUGGGACGAAAAGCUUUCAUCUCAGAGAGCAGCUCCACUUCUGUCAAACACAAUGUAGCUGUUGAAAUCGGUAAUAUUUGUGGAUUACCGAUCAAAGUUUAUGACACACCAGGAUUUUCUGAUACAGAGUUGAGUAAGGAAGAUCUUUGGAAAUAUGAAGAAAUUCUUCGGAAAUGUGAAUCAGGCCUGUGUGCGUUUCUGCUGGUUCUCCAGGCAGACAGAUUCACUGAAGAAGAUCAGGAAGCUCUGGAGAAGAUUGAGGUGCUUUUGGGAGCAAAGCAUAUACAAAACACCUGGAUUCUCUUUACAAGAGGAGAUGAACUUGAAGAAGAAAAGAAGACCAUAAAUAAAGUCAUCAAAGAAACUGAAUACUUGAAGACCCUUGCUCAGAAAUAUGAGGGCAGAUGCCAUGUGUUCAACAACAAGCAUAUAAGAAGACAUGAUGAUCAAGUGAAUUCUCUGAUAUCUAGAGUUUUCCACAGAAACAUAGAGACUCUGCCAAAAAGACAAAGAACUUCAGUCAACAUCCCUGUCAACCGUCAUUUAUCCAGAAGAAUUGUGCUGCUGGGUAAAAGUGGUGUUGGGAAGAGUGCAGCUGCAAACACAAUACUGGGACAGACAGUGUUUGAAUCUACAGUUGGCUCAAUUUCAGUGACCCGUGAAUCUUCAGUGAAACAUGCCACUGUUUCAGGCAGAUCUGUGUCUGUAGUUGAUACUCCUGGAUUAUUUGACACACAGAUGAGCUCUGAGCAGUUAAUGAUGGAGAUAGCCAGAAGUGUUUAUUUAUCCAGUCCUGGACCUCACGCUUUUCUCAUUGUGUUUCCUGUGAAUAGAUUCACUCAGCAGGAGGAAGAGAUUCCUCAGAUGAUUGAGAUGUUGUUUGGUGAAGAAGUGUUGAAAUACUCCAUGAUUCUCUUCACUCAUGGAGAUCAGCUAAAAGGAAGGUCCAUAGAAGAAAUCAUUGAGGAGAACAGCAGAUUAAAACGUCUAGUUGAUCAGUGUGGAGGCAGAUUUCACGUCUUCAACAAUGAAGAUAUGAAUAACAGACAGCAGGUGAAUGAUCUACUGCAGAAGAUUGACACAAUGAUAGAGCAGAAUGGAGGAGGACACUACAGUAAUCAGAUGUUUGAAGAUGCUCAGAGAUUCAGACGAGAGGAAGAGAUUAGGAGAUUAAGACAGGAGACAGAACAGAGAAUCAGAGCAGAGAUACAGCACGAGAACAAUGAGAGACAAGAACAAGUGGAGAUUCAAAGACGAGAGGAGAUUGAGAGAGUGAGAAUGAUGACAGAGGAGAGAAUCAGAGCAGAGUGUGAAACUCAAAUGGUGUCUGAAAUGAGAAGAGUUGAGAGACAGAGAGAGGAAGAGGCGAGAAAACAACAAGAGGAGAAACAAAGACGUGAUGAGAUUGAGAGAGUGAAAAGGCAGAAAGAGGAGAGAAUCAAAGUAGAGAUACAGUAUGAGAUUAGUCUGAAACAACAAGAGAAAAAACAAAAUACAAAGUGUGAAGAAGGAAGUGGAUUUAAGAAGUUUUUUUCCAAGUAUUGGAAACACUUUUUAAUGGGCAUUGCAGCUGGUGCUAUAAUUGGUGGUGGAGCUGGUGGAGCUGUUGGUGGAAUUGUUGGUGGAGUUGUUGGUGGAGUUGUUGGUGGAAUUGUUGGUGGAGUUGUAGCCUUAAUUGUUGGUAAAAGGCAGGGGCGUCACUAAUGGGUGGAAAGAAUGUUGGGUAACACUUUACAACACUGGUGCACUAAUAGGCAUU